Messenger RNA from Ilex paraguariensis (yerba mate), 1536 nucleotides. The record is from the annotation of a GenBank genome assembly. NCBI's taxonomy places the organism in Eukaryota, Viridiplantae, Streptophyta, Magnoliopsida, Aquifoliales, Aquifoliaceae.
AUGAGUGAAUCAAAGCCAAAUACACCCUUGAUUCCAGCAUCUUCGGCACGAAAGCUUCCUGAUUUCAAACAGUCUAUCAAGUUGAAAUAUGUGAAAUUGGGAUAUCAUUACCUCAUUACUCAUGGGAUGUACCUGUUUUUAUCCCCACUCAUCGUUGUUAUUGUGGCUCAGCUGUCUACCUUCUCACUCCAAGACCUCUAUGCUCUUUGGGACCAACUUAGAUUCAAUCUUGUAUCGGUGAUUCUAUGUUCAACCCUUCUGGUUUUCUUGUCAACUCUUUUUUUUCUUACUCGUCCUCGUCCAGUUUACCUUGUGAAUUUCUCCUGCUAUAAACCUGAUGAUGCUCGGAAAUGCACGAGGCAGAUUUUCGUGGAGAGAUCCCGGUUGACUGGAUCAUUCACUGAGGAAAACAUUCAGUUCCAAAGAAAAAUUCUUGAGAGGUCCGGUCUUGGUGAGUCAACUUACCUUCCUGAAGCUGUCCUUAGAGUACCUCCAAAUCCGUGUAUGGCAGAAGCUAGAAAAGAAGCCGAGGCUGUAAUGUUUGGUGCCAUUGAUGAGCUCUUUGCCAAAACUUCUGUAAAGCCAAAAGACAUUGGGAUUUUAGUGGUGAAUUGCAGCUUGUUUAAUCCCACCCCUUCUUUGUCUGCUAUGGUUGUUAAUCAUUACAAACUUCGAGGGAAUAUUGUUAGUUAUAACCUAGGUGGGAUGGGUUGUAGUGCUGGUUUGAUCUCAAUUGAUCUUGCUAAAGAUCUUCUUCAAGUCCAUCCCAAUUCAUAUGCCUUAGUAAUUAGCAUGGAAAACAUCACUUUGAAUUGGUAUUUUGGGAAUGAUAGAUCGAUGCUUGUUUCAAAUUGCUUAUUUCGGAUGGGAGGGGCUGCAAUUUUGCUUUCGAACAAGAGGUCUGAUCGACGACGAUCCAAGUAUCAGUUGGUCCACACUGUCAGAACCAAUAAAGGUUCAGACGAUAAAUGUUUUUCAUGUGUUACCCAAAUGGAGGAUUCCACUGGCAAGGUUGGAGUUUCUUUGUCGAAGGAUCUGAUGGCUGUUGCAGGGGAUGCUUUGAAGACUAAUAUCACUACAUUGGGCCCUCUUGUGCUGCCAAUGUCUGAACAGUUGCUCUUCUUUGCUACAUUGGUUGGGAAAAAACUGUUCAAGAUGAAGAUAAAGCCUUAUAUCCCAGAUUUCAAACUGGCGUUCGAGCAUUUCUGCAUUCAUGCUGGAGGAAGAGCUGUGUUGGAUGAACUGGAGAAAAACUUGCAGCUCUCGGAUUGGCAUAUGGAGCCUUCAAGGAUGACACUCUACCGAUUUGGCAACACUUCAAGCAGCUCUCUUUGGUACGAAUUGGCAUAUGCAGAAGCCAAGGGAAGGAUUAAGAGGGGAGACAGAACAUGGCAAAUAGCAUUUGGGUCUGGGUUCAAGUGCAACAGUGCAGUUUGGAAGGCUUUGAGGACUUUAAACCCUGCAAGGGAGAAGAACCCAUGGAUGAAUGAGAUUGAUCAGUUCCCAGUGGAAGUUCCGAAGGUCUCGGCCAUUUGA